Messenger RNA from Gekko japonicus, 3733 nucleotides. It is a transcript of the gene CD99L2, whose product is annotated as CD99 molecule like 2. The record is from RefSeq and is a predicted model, not a curated record. Bases 251 to 1090 code for a protein of 279 amino acids. The transcript has 12 exons. Lineage: Eukaryota; Metazoa; Chordata; Lepidosauria; Squamata; Gekkonidae.
CGGCCCUCCCGCGUCCCGCCCCGCUCCGCUCCUCUCCACGCGUCCCCGGCGCCCCUCCUCUCCGCUGCCGGCUCUGCCUGCUGCUCGCUCGCUCGGUGGCGGUGGGAAGCGGUUGCUGCGGCUGGCCGAUCCGCCCUGCCUUCUCCUUCGCUUAGCCGAGCCGGAUAAAAGACAACGUCGAUUCCGGCAGCAGCUCCAGAGUUCCCUCGGGCAUCUUCGCGCCGUGCGCCUUCGCCGACCCGUCUUGGAGAUGGCCGAGAACCUCAGCCGCCCCCGCCUCCUUUUCCUCCUCCUGGCCGUCGCCUUCGCCGCUCUGAGCGAGAGAGGAUAUGCUGAUGACUUCAGUUUAGAAGACGCACUCAGAGACCAGCCAACAAAGCGACCUACUCACAAGCCACCCAAAAAGCCUUCUUCUAGUGGAACAGGUGGUUUUGACCUGUCUGACUACUUUGAUGACCCUCUGGAGACAACGACAAAGCCAGCAAAGGUGACCACUGGCCCUUAUCCGAAGAAACCAGACGAUAUCCGCUGGAAUGUACAGUACACCACCACCACCAAGCAGCCGAAAACGACCAAGGCACCCCCCAAAAAACACCCAGCCAAAGAUUCCUUGGAUUUUGACUUAAGCGAUGCCUUGGAUGACCAAAAUGAUGCGCAAGGUGGUGGGACGCCAGUUGUCAAUCCUGGUGGAGGCUCCAAAGGUAGAGGUGGAAGAGGUGGAAAACCUGGUUUUUCAGAUGAUGACCUGGCUGGAAUUCUGGAUGAUGGAGGCUACCAACCAGACAAGAAGAAAGGGGCCAGUGGUGGCGGCGGCAGCGACAGCAAUUAUAAUGACGGUGCCCUAGUAGAGACAGGGACGAUUGCUGGCAUAGUCAGCGGCCUGGCUAUGGCUCUAAUCGGUGCUGUGAGCAGCUACAUCUCAUACCAGCAAAAGAAGUUCUGUUUCAGCAUACAACAGGGUCUGAAUGCAGAGUACGUGAAAGGAGAAAACAUGGAAGCGGUGGUGACUGAAGAGCCGCAAGUUAAAUAUUCUGUCCUAGAGCCACAGUCAGCAGAACCACCUCCGCCGCAAGAGAACGCAAAGGUCUAAACGGUCAGGCUCGGACGGGAAAGAAUUGGUCAACAGCAACCACAUACACGCUUCAAACAUGCUUGUAAUUUAGCUUUUUACAAACAUUUAAUUUGGAUCCAAAGCUAUUUAAUGUGUGUUCUGACUAGAACAGGCUUCUUAUUGUGGUAGACUGUAGGCAGGUUGAAAUAUUUGUUUCUUUUUUUUCCACCGUUUGUUUUUUGUGAAGAGUUGUAGGUUUACAUUGACUUGGUCAUGUAGGAGUUUUGUCAGGUUGAAUUCAAACCACAAAGGUGCUUCAAAGUGAUGUUUCAUAUUAGAUGUAGGGAUUUUCAUUAAUGAGGGAGAAAAAGCAGCUGGGGAUAGUGACUACAGAUGUGAGAACAAUGAAGUGCCUGUAAAUUAACAAUCCAAAGCAAACCAUGUAAAAAAAAAAACACCUUUGUAGAAAUGUCUUUCAGCUACAUUGGCUGGCGGCUAUGAGCACGUGGCUUCCACUGACUCUAGCGGAAGUACAUGGGCAUUGGAGGGUGGAGCUUAGCCUUCUGGGUAGUUACACCUCAAGAUAUAUAAGUGCCUGUGGGGUUGGUCUUCAUUUGAAAACUCAGCCUGUUGGCAGAAGACAGCAAGUAAACAGCACCCCCAUCCAAUUGGGGUUCGGUGUCGCUGUUAGGGACGGGCACAACCUGCAUUUUUGCAGUUUGGUUCACAAACUGACCCGAUUCGUAUGCCGUUUAAACUAUAAACCCCUGCUUUCUGCUCCUUGCAGCUUUAUACAGGGAACAGAAAGCAGGGGUUUAAAUGGCUCCCAGCCAUUCAAACCAAACAGCUGAGUGGCAGGAGCUUCCCACAACUCAGGAUUCUUGUGAAGAGCAGGAAAGUAUGGGUUUAAACCCCUGCUUUCUGCCCUUCACGAACUGCCACAGACUGAAUCAAAAUUCAUGGAAGGUCAUGGCAGUUCUUCAGUUCAUGAAUGGCAAACCAGCCAAAAAUUCAUGAUGAAUUUUAGUUCGUCAGCUGGUUUGUGCCCAUCUCUAAUUGCUGUAUCAAUAACCCUGAUCCUUUUGCUACCAGAACCCUGUGCAAGUAGUUGUUAUACAUGCAGUGUUUCAUGUUAACAAUCAAAGGAUGAUUCAGAGGUUAAACUCCAGCUUGCACGUAACCUUAGGGCAAAGAAAUCGUUUCCUGUUUUGCACACUUUCCAAAGUACAAAUCUUAUAGGCAUGGGUGCCAGAUUGUGUUUUCGCUUUCUCCAACUUCAAGGCUUGUUAAAGUGCUUGAAUUGCAGUGAGUGCAAGAACUGUUGCAACCAGGUUCCAGCUGCAGCAGUUUUGCAUGGUCUGCAGGCAUGCAUUCACAGGAUCCAUUGCAGUGUGGCAGAGGACGUUGGGUACCACCGUUAGCUUGCAUGCUCUUCCUCACUUCACCACUAUAUUUGAUUAAAUACAACGUGGACUUCAGAAUCUAAAUACCUGUUUCUGGCUGAGGACAUUUUAGGCUAGGGGAAUUAAACCACAAAAUAUAAUGCUCUAUUGUGUAUUCUAGAUUAAAAGUUCAGUAGUUUCUGUUUCAAUAAGAUAAAAAGGAUUUCAAAGCACAUGCACAAUAUUUUUCAUAGAAUUCCUGGUCCAUAGUUUACUGCAUAUCCCAUGGAUGUCCACUUCUAGGCCUAGUCCAGUCUAACAGUGAUAAAAUAGUGCAAUAAAAUAGUUCUUGGACUAUGUACUCCCAUCAGCCUGCAGAAUGUAUUGCUAGGUAUGUGCCACCUUGCUAAAUGUUUAACUCUCCCCUGCUAUGAAAAACUCCUUGCACAUAGGGAUCAAUCUAAUAAAUUUUCUCUAUCUCGUCUUCCAAGGAGUUUGGGCACUGGACAGGAUUCUCCCUUCCCCAUUUUAUCUUCACAACAACCCAGUGAGGUAUGUUAGUGACACAAGCUUUGUGGCAGUAUGGCAAUCUUAUCCCAGGUCCCUGUGAGUCUAGUACAGCACUGACCACUGCACCUCACUGGCUAGACACUAGGGAGGCAGGGCAGAGGGAAGAAUCGAGAAGUAAAAUAGUCCACGGCCAGUUUUAUCACGACAGUCUGUUUGUCUAUAUGUGGCCUCAGUAAUGAACUCAGCCAAUGAGCCAUUUGAGUCUCUUUAAAAGAUGCAGACGUCCACUCCUGGCUCUCUAGACACAAAACAGCACAGUGCAAGAGGGCAUUGUGCCUAACCUGAGAAUAAUGAUGUAGCUAAGACUUAGAAAGGACAUGACUUAAUUCUUGUUCAGUGAGACCCUUUGUGUGAUUUCGUCCUUCAGCAGAACUUUGAGGAAGAGUAGCCAAUCUCAGUCCUGGCAGAGGGGAAAGUGUGUCCCCCCUUCUCCAUCGCCCUGAAGAAAUCCUAGUGUUUCUGUUUUAUUAUUAGAAGCAUCCCAGUACUGAGCCGCGUGAAGGCUAGCACUCUCUUUAUUCCCAGGGCUGCUACCUGAACCUUCUCAGAGUGAUACUGUGAGUGAACCCGGAGCCUUCUCACUGGAAAGCAUGCAUUCUACCACUGAACGGUGGAGUAACCGAGACAGGAAUCUGGCCCAAGUCAAACAUUUUUACCUGAAGUUCGUAGGAACCCCUCUUUUCCACUAAUGUAGCAAGGUAUGCAUUUUUGUAUCCUAGAAUGAUGAAUG